Pelodiscus sinensis (Chinese soft-shelled turtle) is the source of this 1519-nucleotide messenger RNA. The record is from RefSeq and is a predicted model, not a curated record. Lineage: Eukaryota; Metazoa; Chordata; Testudines; Trionychidae.
GUGUAAAUACAAACACACCAGGAGAGUGAUGUGUGUCAACUACUUAGCCGGCUUCUGCCCGGAAGGACCCAAGUGCAAAUUCAUGCACCCCAAGGCCGACGUGACGCUGUGUAACUCGGAUCUCUCCCAGGGCAGGCCUGGAAAGGCGCCCAUGUGGGCGUCUCCUGAGGGGCUGACCCCACCAGCCGCUGUUGGCAAGCGAGGUCAGGAGCCGCAAGCCUUGGAGGUCCCCUCGCUUUCUCACCAGCCCGGGGUGAAGGCUGCCCCAUGCCAGAUGAAGAAGGCCCAAGAGACUGGGGGUUACCCCUACACCGUGCUCCGGCCCCUUGGGCAAGUCACGUGUUUCAAGUGUGGAGAAAAGGGCCACUAUGCCAACAAAUGCCGCAAGAGUCGGCUGGGAAUCCAGCCGGGGAAAUGAUUGGCGAGCACGCCAGGAAGAGGAGCCAAAGGAAGAGGCUAUGUUGGGAUACACUGGCGGCCAGUCAGGACAGUGGGUGUCUUUCUAAAGCCCAGUCGGAGUCAUCCUGCUCCAGGCAGGUUUUUUUACCACUCUUUGCUUGGGGAAAGGGGAGGGAGAAAUGCAGUUGCUUUGGAACUGUAACUGGAUGUUUAUUUUCUGACCCCACCCUGUUGUGUUGGCAGGGGGCUCAGGCCCGGCUGGUGUGUCAGACACUGAUAAUCAUGCCAGCACUAAACCGUGGUUUUGAAAGGCACGGUCGAACAGUCCGCUUGGAUUCUGGCUACUAUUCAGGGGCCUGCUGUGUGCUGGGGUCAGGAAGUAUUUCAGUAGGCGCGAAGUUGAAAAGGGCAGCCUCUGGCUUCUAGACUACAAUUCACAGCCCUUAGCAGGAUCCUGUGAAUCUACGGCUGAAUCCAAGUUCUUUCCUCUCCCAAUACUCAAGGUGCUCUCUCUCAAAACAUCUCCUGCAAUUGCUGAGAGAUGGAGAAAGAAGCUGACCUUUCCGUAGCCUGGAGUGGUUAGAUGACAGGACGGGGACCAGAACUGGGUUUCAUCACUAACCGCCACCUUGAUGCGUGAACUUGGGCAAGUCACUUAAUAGCUGUGUGCCUCUACUUCUCCUACUGUACAAUGGGGUUAACACGCCCUCAAGAGGGGUGCUAAGGCUCCAGUGGAAGGCGGGACGAUAUUGCCUUGUAACAGCGCGCCUCGUACAAAAUCGGAGUUAAGAAAACACCAGAUUUAUUGCAAGGGAGAGAGAAGUCUUGGUAUAAUGUGGUUUUACUCUUGUUCGGCAGCCGGAGUGUUGUUUUUUAAUGCUACUGUAAUGUAUUUGUAAUAAAGCUUUUGGCCAACAGUUCUGGGUCCCCUUUUGAUUGCAUUACGCUGUCCUGGAGAGAGGAAAUAGAAUCCUAGCUGGCUAGAGGCAGGGUUAGAAUCAACACUAUUUUAAUCACUGACUCUUGUUUGUUCUGCUAGAAGGGUCAUGUUCUACCCAGAGGACCGUCUGAAUAGUACGGCUUGUCCUGUGCCGAUAAUAGGAUGCUGCUGAGUUAAUGU